Messenger RNA from Saccoglossus kowalevskii, 1365 nucleotides. Its product is annotated as IgGFc-binding protein-like. NCBI's taxonomy places the organism in Eukaryota, Metazoa, Hemichordata, Enteropneusta, Harrimaniidae. The record is from RefSeq and is a predicted model, not a curated record.
AUGAUUAAAAUUCCGAAAUCGCUGGUUUUAUUCGGAACCUCAGACCCGCCGACUUCGAAUGGUAUUGAAAUAACCGCUAACGAGGAAGUCACUGUCUACGUCAUGAACGAUGUAGCAUUCGAUUCCGUUGACGGUUACCUAGCGCUUCCGGUUCAUGUCUUGGGCACUGAGUAUUACGUCGUGUCCUCGUCCAUAUCGACGAUUAUAGCCGAACAAUAUCGAUACUCGGAAUUCGUUGUCUUAGGGUCUCAUGACAAUACCACGGUGACAGUAAACGUAACGGGUGAUGUAAGUUUUAAUGGCAAGUUGUACAACAAGGGCGACGUCGUGACAUUCUCACUUCAAACCAGAGAAACCGCUCAAUUUCAAAGCGGAAAUUUUGAUUUAACCGGAACGCACGUUACUGCAGACAAGCCAUUUGGUCUAAUAUCAGGGUCAAAAUGUACCAAUAUCCCGACAGCCUCGCAGUUUUGUGACCACCUCGUGGAACAGAUCCCACCAGUGUCAGCAUGGGGUACGACUUUUGUAACCACACCGUUACUUGGUCGUUUUGCCGGCGACGUCUUCCGUAUAGUUGCGUCCCGGUCAAACACUUUCUUCAACAUCUCCGGUAACUACGGCAAUCACACGCUCGAUGCUGGUGAUUUUUUAGAGAUCGAUGUGCCAUCAACAGACAGUCUGUUAAUAUCCUCCGAUCGGCCUUUGUUAGUGAUGCAAUACAGUAAAGGAGGAGAGGUGGACAAUACCAAAUCGGACCCUUUUAUGGUACUCGUUGUCCCAUUCCAGCAGUAUUCGGGGUCGGUAACUUUCGCAACUCUUAACUACACGGGCGGGGAAAGUGGCAAGGAUAAAAUAACCUUAGAUAACCACUUGAACGUCAAUAUUAAAUGCGAUGACAUCACCGCACUUAACCACAACCACCAAUCAAUUCUUCGCAAUCAGCUAACAUGGCGACUUAACGUGGGUGGUUCCGAUUAUUGCUCGGCCCAGUUAGACAUCGCACAUGGUCUACAUACUAUAAGCCACACAGACAAUAAAGUCAAGUACUCCGUCGUUCUGCAUGGCUGGGGCAGCACAGUAUCCUACGGUUUCCCCGUUGGUAUGCAAGUAGCGACGCUUUGGUGUAAGCGACUGACGGACGACGGCGACACAGAAGAGUAUUACUGCGGGCCCAUUGAAGAGGAUGAUUGGUUGGAUACGCGUCUUCUUCUCGGCAUAUGUAUAAUCGUUCUCAUUAUCGUUAUUCUUAUAGCUAUUAUCCUAAUCAUAGGUCUGUCUAUAUACAUACACGCGUUAAAGAAACGGAAUGAAACGUUACACAAAAAACACAAAAAUGCAGAAGCAGAGAAAGCUGUCUCUAUAUAA